This is a messenger RNA of Trematosphaeria pertusa, 837 nucleotides long. Its product is annotated as DNA binding methylated-DNA--cysteine S-methyltransferase. The record is from RefSeq and is a predicted model, not a curated record. The coding region runs from base 1 to 459 and encodes 152 amino acids. Gene Ontology annotation, molecular function: catalytic activity. The transcript has 4 exons. Lineage: Eukaryota; Fungi; Ascomycota; Dothideomycetes; Pleosporales; Trematosphaeriaceae. Gene Ontology annotation, biological process: DNA repair.
AUGAUGCGCGGGGAGCGCUCCGACGAGGCGUGGGCGUGGUACUCGGCCGUGUAUGAGGCCAUCCAGGAAAUCCCGUAUGGCAAGGUCACUUCAUACGGUCAUAUUGCGAGACUGCUGGGAAAGCCUCAGUGCCCAAGACAGGUCGGAGUGUGUCUAAAACACCUUCCCUCUCCUUCAACCGAUCCCAGCAAGAAGAGCCCGACAUGGCACAGCGAUAACGUGCCAUGGCAGCGCGUGAUCAACGCCAAAGGCGGCAUCAGUCCUAGAGGGCCUUCCGGCGCGAGCCGUCAAGCAGCUGUCCUGAGAGCUGAAGGCGUCGAGGUGACGCAGGGCGCUUUGGGCGAGUUUACGGUGGACUUUGGGAGAUAUGGAUGGUUCCCUUCCGUUCUGCCCAGCGAGGCUGGCUUGGUGGAGAGCAGCGACGAGGAAGACGAGGAGGCGGCUGCGUAUCAUACCUGAGGCAAUCCAGGAACAGGUGUUUGCAUCAGCCCUCCAAGGUACACUUGCUUAGCACGUUGGUGUUCACGACGAAUGAUUGACGGACGAUUACGACCGUGACUGCGCCUAGUACCUUUGUCUGGAACCGGAAAGUAGCUUCUCCUUGGAGGUAAACAGCAUCCCACCUGGUGGUGCUCCCGCGGCUAGCGAUUACGUCGUUGUAGAUAGGUAUUUGCCGAAACAACCCGCCAUGUUGAGGAACAGCGGACGAAUCCGGGUACGGUCGAGUAAGGCGUGCUCGGACGCGGCCAUGUCAUAAGCGCAGUACAAACAAUGGAGCGAGGGGCUUGUCGAGAUGAAUGCGUUCCAGCUGUGUGACUUUUGCCGUCUGGAUGUCCG